AUGAUGAGCGCGUCUGACAGGAUAACCAACUGGAACAGUGAUAUCAAACUCCUGUCAAAACCUGUCGUAUGCGAGGAGGGGGGUAUUGUUGAGGGGGGUCGGUACGGGGUGGUUGGAGACAGGUAUUCCCCUAUCGAGCGGUACGUCCCACCAGGACCGAGGUACGAGAGGUACAAUGGACCUGUACCUGCUCGAUACGUCGACCCGUACACGAGGAGGGACCUGUUCCAACCUCCCGUACCCCCGCCUCCACGUUAUCUCAGACCCCUUCAUAGGUACACUCCUCGCCCCACAAGGAUCGAGUACCGUACGCAUGUCGAGUACCUCGGCUCCUCAGGAGGAAGAUCCGUGCAGACAGACUUUUCAACAGAGUCGGGCUGCGUGGAGUUUGACCAAGAAAACAAUAGCGAUGACCUCUUUCGGGCUACCUUGUACAUCAACACCCCUCGGACUCCUAGAGAACGAGAAUAUUCUCGAACACCGCCGCUGGGGCGCGGAGGAGGGGGCGGCGAUAGCGGAGAGAGGAGACUUGGUGACGGUGUUCCUCUUUCUGCAUCUCCGGCCCCUCUCAGCCUUUGCUGUAGCAGUCGAAGGUCUCUUCCGCCCCAGCCGACCCAGCAGCCAGUUAACAGCCACCACCUUCAACAUCCUCCUACGAUAUGGAGGCCUGUAUCGCAAGCACCGUCACCACCUUCACCAUCACCAUCGCCUCCAUCGCAAACAACAACAUCCACACCGCCAAGUGUUCUAGACUCGGGAGUGUACAGCAGAUCCGGACCCAGUAGCGAAGCGCCUUCGACAUGUUCGUCUGGGAUGGGGAGCACGAGCGGCGCGGUGCUGCCGACGGCCCAGGUACAGGGUGCCACGUCCUCACCAGGAGGCCAAGCGGUCCCGCAGACGUUGACCUUGAUCUCCAGGAGACACAGCGAUGAGACCGGUUCUGCCCCUGAACAAACACCACAUCGAAGGGUCAUCCUGCAGCAGCAACAGUCGGUUCCAGUCACCCAGGCCGAAGUGGCCAACAAUCAACAAAGGGUGUUCCACAGAUCUAACAGCCGAUCUGAUAUCAUAAAGCAGAAGCUGAAAAAAAAUGCGGCGAUGUUUUUCGGCGUCGACGAAGCGACGGAAGAGAAGGAAAAGAACAUCUGGAUGGGAAGACGAAAAAGGAUGGCAAGUAGGAGAUACGGAGAGCUGAAACCUGAAUAUCGCGAAGCUACGGGACCAUGUGCGGAUCAGCGACAAGCUACGACACAAAAUCUUAAGCCAGAUAUCAUCCUUCCUGCGGGUGGACGAGAAGAGACCGACAGUUCUUCGAGGUGGCAAGCGGCGGCGGCGAAACGGCAAAAACCUUCUGUGGCUAGUAUGACGUUCAAAGGAGUUGCUUUCAUAGUAAACGCGUUAAAUAAGCAUAGAUCGAGGGAUUCGGUUUCGCAAGGACGGAGAUCAACGAGAAGUUACUCGCCAUCGACAUUCGGAGGAGCGACCCCGCAAUUGUCAACGUCGUCGCCAAUAGAUGAUGACGAGGUGUUUUUCGACCGGGCAUCUCCGUUGGCCACGACGACCGUCGCGGCACCUCCACCCGCGGAUUUUGUCGACAGCACGACGGAAACGUUACCGGUUACGCUGGAUACGACGUCGAGGAUGAGAGAGAGCAGUUGUUCAAUAGGGGAAACGUCGCCGUCGAGCAGGCUAUGGGACAGAUUUAAAUUCAGAAUACAUUCGGCUCUGGGCGUAAGCCCAAAUAACGUCACCGAUGACAUUUUGAGCGAUUCAAAAGCGAUGGCUUCCAGUCCCAAGAGUAGAUUUAGUUUUGAUGUUAAAGAUUUGAAUUGUCUUCGAGACGUUUUAGAAGAGACCGAUGUUUUCCAAGAAUACGAAAAUGGUGCAGACACGAAGUAUGAAUUAUUCACACUGAAUGAAGACGUCGACCCGAGCCUGAAAAUACAACGAGAGGAUUUCGAUCGAUCAAUAUCAAUAAAUCAUGUCAAAAGUUUGUCUCAACUCAGAAACUUGUCUUUGCAUGGGUCUUGGAAGAGGGCAGCAGGAGAUGCCAAAAGGGAAGGGUCUGGGAGCCAAAUAGGACUUGGGAGGAUAUCGGGGAUAGAACUUGACAGAGCGCACGACAACUCUGAUAGGAGACAAUUCGGCCAAGGAAUUAUCCACCGAGUGUUUGGAAGAUCUUUGAAAAGGUCUGUUAUGAAUCGAGAGCCUGUGAAGGAAGUUUUAGAAGACCUCGAAGACCAUAGGCCAUUCUUUACCUACUGGCUUUCGACUGUUCAAAUAUUAAUUCUAGUUAUUUCACUUGUGUCUUAUGGUUUUGGACCUUUUGGAAUGGACCUUAACCACCAAUCGGGUCUUGUUUUAGUUACAAGCCUUUCACUACAGCAGGUUGAAUAUACAGAGCCGGCCAAUUUUUGGCUUGGUCCUAGAGCAGCUGAUCUGAUUUACCUUGGAGCGAAAUUUGCCCCUUGUAUGAGAAGGGAUGCGAAAAUCAUGAAAGAAAUCGAUAAAGGUAGAGAAAGAGAACGGGAAACUGCUUGUUGUAUAAGAAACGAUGAUUCAGGAUGUGUUCAGUCAUCAAAAAAUGAAUGCUCUGUCUCCACUCGGAGUCAUGUGGCAAGAGGUGUUGGUAAGGAAACGAUAUCAACAUUUAAAAAGUGGGGCCAUUCAGAAGCAGUACCAGGAGGCAGGAUAUCAGGAUCAGUCUGUGGACUUGAUCCCAAAUAUUGUGAAGCACCGGCAUCCAUAGCACCUUACGAAUGGCCAGACGACAUAACAAAAUGGCCGAUUUGCCGAAAAACAUCUUCUCCUCUGCAAAGGGCAAGAGCAAAAGACAGGCUAGCGGCAGAGCAUAUGAUAUGCGACGUUAUUGGACACCCAUGUUGUAUAGGCAUCCAUGCGACUUGUAGAAUCACGACGAAAGAGUAUUGCGAUUUUGUACACGGACAUUUUCAUGAAGAAGCCUCUCUUUGCUCUCAGGUAUCGUGCCUUGACAAUGUUUGUGGGAUGCUACCAUUCAUGAACUCUGAAGUGCCUGAUCAAUUUUACAGGCUCAUUACCUCAAUAUUCUUACAUGCUGGUGUGAUACAACUAGCUAUAUCUCUUUGCAUCCAGUGGUUCCUGAUGAGAGAUUUGGAAAAGCUUACAGGGACUGCAAGAAUAAUAAUUAUUUACAUUGGAUCGGGUGUUGCUGGAAACCUUGCUAGCGCCAUAUUUGUGCCGUAUAGGGCAGAUGUGGGUCCAGCAGGGUCGCAAUCAGGACUUUUAGCCUGCCUCAUUGUGGAAAUCCUCAACAUGUGGCCAAUGCUGAAACACCCUUAUUGUGCCCUCUUUAAGCACUUAACAAUAGCACUUAUUCUUUUUAUUAUUGGUCUUCUCCCGUGGUUUGACAAUUUUUCAUCAUUUUUUGGGUUUAUUUUUGGCUUCCUUCUUUCAUAUGCUAUCCUUCCUUUUGUUUCAUUGGGAGAAUAUGACAGACAGAAGAAAAUCUUUUUAAUAUGGGUUUGUCUCAUCACAACUGUUUUUCUUUUCCUACUUCUAGUCCUCUUUUUCUAUGUGAUACCAGUCUACGAUUGUGAGAUCUGUGGCUAUUUCAACUGCCUACCACUCACCAGAGACUUUUGUUCUUCGCAGAACAUAAAUUUUAAAAGAUCAGCCGAUGCAGUAUGACACAAGGAACCUAGGCGGAGGAAUAAAUCUUCUGGAGUAGACAAAUUUGUCCCUGCAAAAUACUUCAGAUUCCUUCACGCCGUAUGAACUGUGAUGAAAAAUAUAUUUAAAAAAGAAAUUAUUGAAAUAUAAAACAGACACAUACCUAAAAGUGAAAGUGGUGUUUUUUAAAUGUACAACUUGUAAGAUAUAUAAAUAUAUAAAAUAUGAAUAUAUACACUUUUUUUAGGCUAAGGCAUGGCAUUUUUUUCAAAUGGGGGCAAAAGUGGAGGAUUUGUUGACAAAAAUGGUCUUUCAAAAAAAUAUAAAAAUAAAAGAGAGAGAGGAAAAUUAUUAUUAAAGAAACAGUCUUAUACAAAUAUCGACAUUCCAAUUUUUAUUUCCCCAGGGAAAAUGCGGUGUUUUUAUCCCUACUUAUAAGACUGGCAGUUUGAGACUUGUAAAUACACCCAGAAAAUAUAUAUAUAAUUAUAUAUAAAUAUACAAAGCCAAAAUGACAUUAAAUGGAAUAAUAGUAGUGAAAGGGGUCGUUUGUACAUCCAAAUCGGUUAAAAGAACGACUGUAGUUGUCAAAAUGUUUGUAUAUAUAAAUAGGAUCAUAUUGGGAAAGCAUCAUCAGUGUAAUGUAUCCUCCCCUUUGGGAACUCUUCAUCCAAUGAAUAAAAAAUAUUUAUGUGUGUACACACACAUACACAAAUACACACGUACACAAAUUAUAUAUAAACAACAAAAUUUGUUCUAUAGUGUUUUCUCAUCAUGAAAGGCUUGGGACAUCUACAUUAUAAAAAUCGGUGUACAAGGUAUAUCAAUGGUUUCUGGAUUGAUGGGAUGUGUGGUUAGUUUUUUUUUUUUAAUUAUUUGUUUCUUUUUAAUUACAGGUCAAGUUUUUACAUUUAAAAAUUUUGUUUUACUUUCUUUUUAAUCACAUUCUGUCAACUUUGAUUUUUGUUGACUCCCCUCUCGUACUAGUCAGCCUAAAAAUGAAUAAGCCUUUAAAAGGAAGCACUCAAACUUCAUAAACAAAUGAUAAAUCUGUAAAUACAAGCCCCAAGAUGUCAUUAUGUUUAUAUGAGUAUCUCCUUAGCUUUUACAAUCAGGAAAAAAUAUUGCCUAUUAGUAUUACUUUGUGUAACUCUCUUUUUGCAAUAUAUGUCAAUAUUAUUAUUACUAUAAAUGUUUUAUAUGACAUCGUUGUAAGUUAUUUUACUCUGCUUUUGGUGUUUGAUUUUUCGCCCCAAGUAUUUAAUCAACACAGAUUAACCAUCAGCCAAUUAUGUUAUAAUGCUAUAAUUAUGAGUUGCCCAAAUGUUUCGUUUUACUUGUUUGCAUACAGCAUAUCUCAAAAAUAAAUAAAAGUGAAGUAGAAAUUGUUUUAUUUUAAAGCAUAUAUUAAAAAAAGUUAUAUACGGGAUGUCUGAUAUUUUAAUUUUGUGUCUAAUGGUUAACUGAUUCAUUUUUUCAAAUUACCUUUAUAAGGAUAUGGCUGAUUAUACCUAAUUGCAUAUUUAAGAAAAUUAAAUUCUUAUUUAUUAAUUUUAAAAAAAUUGGCUAUAUUGGAAGUGUCGUAUAUUCAUUGUAGUUUGUACAUAUUAUAUUCAUUACCAUUUUUACCCCUGUUGCAUGUAUAUAUAAGUGGGUACAUUGAUUGCAACAACUUUAUUUUUGGUUGUGUAACAAUUGCUCAAAUUAUACAAAUAAAAAUAAAAAUGUUACUGUUUUGUAAUGAUGUACACGUGGUUGUUUUUGUUAGUUUGUCAAAUGUUUUUGUAUAUUAUGUAUGUUAUCUGUUAUGCAAAACUGUUUUGUUUUCCUAUUUAAUUAUUACAUUGAAUGGUAAAUGUGUUUAUCAUAGAAGUGCUAAAUGUUACAGAUUUGUGUUAAUAUAUUCUUAUAUGGCAAUUGGAUAUCGUAUUAUUGUGCUGACGAAUUGUUGCAAUCAAUGGCAAUUAUAUGCACAGUUUCAUUUUUGUAGUAUUGAUAUGGAGUUGGUGACAGUCAUCAAAAUGGAAGGUAUUGUGUGUUACAAUUAUUAAUGCUGGCCUAUGUUGUAUAAAUGAAAAAAAUAUUGUCUCGACGAAAUGUAGCAAUUUUAAUCGUCUUUUAAAAAAAACCAACAAAAAAAACAAAAAAACAUAAUAAACUAAAAAAACACCUAUAAUGUAUAAACAUUUUGUUUAAUUUGUAACAUCUAUCGAAAGACCAAAGCCUUAUUAUUGAAAUAUAUCCAUUGUAACUUAAUGCAACAGUAGUAUAUAUUUACUUCCUUUGCCCUAAACUCCCCUAAUCCCUUUUUAAAGAUUACAAACUGAAACAGGAUGUAAAGAUAAUCUAUCAACUGUUAAUACAAUUUCUUGGCUCUGGUGUUGGCGGUUGGUGGUAGGAGACCUGAUUCAGUGAUAUGCCAUCAUCAGAUUAUGCGAGACCAAAAGAAACAGAUAUG
Messenger RNA from Cimex lectularius (bed bug), 6109 nucleotides. It is a transcript of the gene rho-5, whose product is annotated as inactive rhomboid protein 1. Gene Ontology annotation, cellular component: endoplasmic reticulum membrane. NCBI's taxonomy places the organism in Eukaryota, Metazoa, Arthropoda, Insecta, Hemiptera, Cimicidae. Bases 1 to 3669 code for a protein of 1222 amino acids. Gene Ontology annotation, biological process: regulation of epidermal growth factor receptor signaling pathway; regulation of protein secretion. The transcript is spliced from 23 exons. Gene Ontology annotation, molecular function: serine-type endopeptidase activity. The record is from RefSeq and is a predicted model, not a curated record.